UCUUCGUCGUUGUUGUCGUCGUCUUCACCAUCGUCGUCGUCAUCGUCAUCAUCAUCAUCAUCAUCAUCAUCAUCAUCAUCAUCAUCAUCAUCAUCAUCAUCAUCAUCAUCAUCAUCAUCAUCAUCAUCAUCAUCAUCAUCAUCAUCAUUUUGCGUUGUCAUGUUAUGAAACUUUAAAUCGUAAAGCUGACUAUAACUUCACCUAAUUUAUAAGCCUUGAUUUCCAGUCAAGUAGUUUCACUCGUCUUCAAGUAAUACAUUGAUUUAUUACCGACUAUAUUCAGUUUUAUAAUACCAUUUUAUUUCCUGAAGCUAUUUAUUAAACAUUUGUACCGCUUAUCCGUACCAUGGGAAGACUUAGGAGAAGGAAAGGUAGUUUGUUAUCAAAGCAGUCAAACUCCGCUUUACAGACACCUGCUUAAUACCGACACCUCAUUAUUACGGACAGUUUGCCGUGUCCCUGUCAAAACAAACCCUUACAUUUUCUCUCAAUUCAACCCCCCUUAAUACCGACACCCCGUUAAAACAGACACUCUCUAUGGCCCCCUCAGUGCCGUCCCAUAUCAACGGUCUUUGACUGUAUAUCCUUACAUGCUUGAUCAAAAUCUCCCCUAUCCUUUCAUCCUUUCUUGAAAAACGGUAUUCAUGAUAAAAUAUAUUCAGUGGUAAACAGCGAUCAGGCGUUACUGUCUAUUGUCGCGUUGUGUUAUUUAUUUUGUAUUAAAAAGUUACCUUCAAACCCCGUUAACACGGACACUGAGGGGGCCAUAGAAAGUGUCCAUAGUAAUGGGAUGUCCGGGGGGGGGGUUCAAACCCCGUUAACACGGACACUGACGGGGGCCAUAGAAAGUGUCCAUAUUAAUGGGGUGUCCGGGGGGGUUCAAACCCCGUUAACACGGACACUGAGGGAGCCAUAGAAAGUAUCCAUAUUAAUGGGGUGUCCGGGGGGAGUUCAAACCCCGUUAACACGGACACUGAGGGGGCCAUAGAAAGUGUCCAUAUUAAUGGGGUGUCCGGGGGGGUUCAAACCCCGUUAACACGGACACUGAGGGGGCCAUAGAAAGUAUCCAUAUUAAUGGGAUGUCCGGGGGGUUCAAACCCCGUUAACACGGACACUGAGGGGGCCAUAGAAAGUGUCCAUAUUAAUGGGGUGUCCGGGGGGGUUGAAUUAAGAGAAUCAGGGAUAGAAGCGGAAUCAUGAAUCAUGAAUCAUAGUUACAAAACAUUUAACAGUCAUGAAUCUUUGUUUUAAAAACUUGGGAAUCAUGAAUCUUUGUACUUCGGCUCGGGAAUCGUGAAUAACGAAACUCUGAGAAAAGCUCAACAAAAUACACGUAUGAAUUAAUUGCGUUCGAUCCAGGGAAUGCAGGAUAUGGCUUUUACGAGAGUCCAAUUUUGAAAAAUUUUCCCGGGGAACAUGCCCCUGGACCCCUCUAUAUAAUUCGUGUAAUCGGGGCUGACAUUCCGCUUGUUUCUCCAAUAACCUUGUGCUUAAUGUUCAGUGACAAAAAAACUCCAUGCCAAGACAAAAUCUGAAUUCUUGUCGGAAUCAUGAAUCACUGAGGCAAAAACGACAGGAAUCGUGAAUAUCGAGAUUCAAAUGAUUCCGCUUCUAUCCCCGAUAAGAGAAAAUUUAAGGGCUUUCUCACACCCCAGGGACAAAGCAAACUGUCCGUGACAAUGCUGUGUCCGUAUUAAGCAGUUGUCCGUAAAGUUGGCUUUGGCUGUAUUCAUGAGUUUUCCAUGUUGUGACAGAGCAACAGCUUAAUUCUCAUUCGUUAUUUACGAAAGUGAAUGUACAGUGUAGAUAAUUGUCAAAGGUACUUCCCCGAAAGGAAAUAACAGACAGGAAGUGUUUUCAAACAUAUCUUUCACUUUCGGUGAACUAAUCUCGACCUUUUGUUGACCUUCUGCAGGUACCUGAUAUAUGUCGCUUCCCGUUCCACACGAGAAACCGAAAUGAAGAAACGAAAACUUAUUGUAGCGAUUGUGAUUCGGAUACAUUUAUGAAUGAAGUUGUGGUUGGUACAUCAUACGGUCUAAAACUUAACCACCAAAGCGUCAUCAGUGAAAACGUCACGGAAGUGACUCAUUCGCGCUGUUUUAAAUUUCAUUCGCCAUUUUUACAUCUCCCAUAAUACACUUUUUUGGCACCUCAAAAGUUUGCAUAAUCUCUGUUUUUAAUUUCUCCUGGGUAUUUCAGUGGCCCCAAGAGAAAACAAUGGGGAUAAACGAGGUGUAUUAUGGGAGAUGUGCAAAUUGCGAAUCUUAGCCUGCGAACGUAGCAUUUCCGGUCGUCACUUCUCUCUCUUAAGCAAGAAUUGUUUCUGCUAACGUUUCGUUAUAAAAAAAAUAUGAAUUUAACAGAUUCACGUAAAAUUUUUUUUCUGUAAGUAAGAGUUAUUUCUGCUAAUGUCGGAGACUGACUUCGAGAAGUUUUGAUGGUUAUUGUUUGCUAUUUUUGACUCCUAAAUAAACGGUCGUCGAAAUCCCCACACAAACUCGAGAACAACACUUCUUGCACUAGCUCUACCCGAUGUUUUGUCACGUGAUUCAUGUGAGAUCACGGGACAUUUUUCAUUACUUGAGGAAGUCCGCAAAGCAUUAUCGUCCCCAGAUCCGCGAUCUUUUUGCGGGUGGCACUGGCCAAACGGAUCACAGUCUGCGAUGCUUAAAAGGGGUGCAAGUAACCGGACUGUGACAAGAAGUCUUUGGUGUCGGAUUCAUUACGUCGUAAAAGUUACCUUACACUACCUUCUGUUACAUCGCUUCGAGAUUCGUUCUGUCUUGGAACUUUUGCGCACGGCUUUAUUAUGCUGCCCUCUCGCGAGGCUGCUCGUUGGCAUUAAGCAGGCUCAACUUUGUCGUAAAUGAUUAUUUACAUUAUUUUACAAAUAUUUACAACGUUACUACAGUCAACUCUCUAUUAGACAAACUUCUAGGAAGUCUAGACAUCUCUGUUCUGCAUCACGUCAUAAAAGUUACCUUACACUACCUUCUGUUACGUCGCUUCGAGACCCAUUCUGCCUUGGAACUUUCGCGUGCGUGUUCGCUGGAAAACAAUGCAUUCUCUGUUCUUCAUUACGUCAUAAAAGUUACCUUACACUACCUUCUGUUACGUCGCUUCGAGACCCAUUCUGCCUUGGAACUUUCGCGUGCGUGUUCGCUGGAAAACAAUGCAUUCUCUGUUCUUCAUUACGUCAUAAAAGUUACCUUACACUACCUUACGUUACAUCGCUUCGAGAUUCAUUCUGCCUUGGAACUUUCGCGCACGGCUUUAUUAUGCUGCCCCCUCGCGAGGCUGCUCGUUGGCAAUAAGCAGGCUCAACUUUGUCGUAAAUGAUUAUUUACAUUAUUUUACAAAUAUUUACAACUACCGUCAACUCUCUAUAAGACAGACUUCUAGGAGGUAAGUCUAGGCAUCUGGUCAUGGUCCUUUCCUUUCUUCAGUGCUGUACUCUUACUUUCAGUAAAGCCAACAUCUCUCUUAGAUGGACACUCAUCAUCGUUAUCCUCCUCCUCCUCCUCCUCCUCCUCCUCCUCAUCAUCAGUAGCGUGGUCAUCGUCAUCACCAUCAUAA
Messenger RNA from Porites lobata, 3579 nucleotides. The record is from the annotation of a GenBank genome assembly. Lineage: Eukaryota; Metazoa; Cnidaria; Anthozoa; Scleractinia; Poritidae.